Molecule: messenger RNA, 936 nt
Organism: Aplosporella prunicola CBS 121167
Lineage: Eukaryota; Fungi; Ascomycota; Dothideomycetes; Botryosphaeriales; Aplosporellaceae
Exons: 2
Coding region: 1-936 (311 amino acids)
Source: RefSeq, a predicted model, not a curated record
AUGCCACCGCUCCCGCCCCUCCAUCGCCUCGCGCGCCCCGCGCCCGCGCCCCUUACCCGACCCCUCCACCGCCUCCCCCACCACCAUUACCACCCCCAGCGUCACGCCUCCCCAACAACAGCAACAGCAAGCACGCCCGCAGCAGCAGCACCGCCGCCCCCCCGCGCCCGCCGCUCCCUCCGACCCUACAUAACCGCGACGGUGUUCCUCGCCCUCGGCCUCGCAGCCGGGCACCUCGUGCGCGUGACGCUGGCGCCGCCGCCCCUCCCGCCCACGGGCUCAGACAUGGACGCCGCGCUGCGGGCGUCGCUGGAGCGGGACCUGGACGCGCUGCCGGUGGUGCGGCGGCUUGCGCGGGGUGGCAGCGACGACGAGGAGGGCAGCGAGGGCGAGGGUGUGUGGCGCGAGGUUGGCUCCAGCAGUAGUAGCGGUGCUGGUGCUGGUGCUGAAGGGGCCAAGGGAGCAGAGGGCUAUGUGCACGGCACGUUGGCUGGGAUGCGCGGGCUGGGGCCGUGGCGACGGUGGUGGAACCCCCGUUCGGGGGAGGCGGUGCUGGUGUUUUGGCUGGGUGGGGGCGUGACCGGGUGGCCGGGGGUGGCGCAUGGCGGGUUUAUUGCUACGAUGUUCGUCGAGGGGUUUAAGGACGCUGUUGGUGAGCACGGCGGCGGCGGCAAGGCUGGUGAAAACCCCAUUGACACGAUCAACCUGACCCUGACGUACCUGGCCCCGACCCUCUCGUCCAAUUUCUACGUCUUGCGCACGGCGCCCGCGCCGCAGUUGGAGCCGGGCACGGGGCUGCCGCCGCAGAAGGACAUGACGAAGAAGCAGAAGCGGGGGGCUGGUGCGCUUGCGGCUGAGGAGGAGGAGAUGACGGGGACGCUGGAGACGGUGGGCGGGAAGGUGUGCGUCAAGGCUAAGGCGGUGGUGAGGCGGUAG